This is a messenger RNA of Gymnodraco acuticeps, 2459 nucleotides long. It is a transcript of the gene ccr6a, whose product is annotated as chemokine (C-C motif) receptor 6a. Gene Ontology annotation, cellular component: membrane. The record is from RefSeq and is a predicted model, not a curated record. Bases 302 to 1435 code for a protein of 377 amino acids. Gene Ontology annotation, biological process: chemotaxis; G protein-coupled receptor signaling pathway; immune response. The transcript has 2 exons. Lineage: Eukaryota; Metazoa; Chordata; Actinopteri; Perciformes; Bathydraconidae. Gene Ontology annotation, molecular function: chemokine receptor activity.
AGUCAGUUUGAUCUAAGAGUUGAAUGUGAAAUCAUACGCUGGUUUAACGUCUGCUUCUAUCUCUGUUCAGGACUCAGUUCAAGGUACUUUUUAUCUUGUUAUUUUAGUUUGUGAAGUUUCUAAAGAUUUCAAACUGAAACACGAAACGGAAUCUGCUGCAAAUAAACAUAAAGAGGAACAGCUAAACAUAACCAGUCUCUUCUUGACAGAUCGUGCAUCUCACCGUGAGACUCUGUCACUGUUGCCUUUGAAGGGAACGGAGUGGAAGGUGUCUGACUCAUCAGGCUGGCAGCAGCAGAAGAUGGACUCACUGGAGGAUGUGUCCAACCAAUCGUAUCUGGACAACAACGACACAGACUUUGACUACGACCUGGUCCCUCCGUGCGCUCAGCAGAACAACCACAGUGUGCAGCUGGUCGUUGGGCCGUACGUUCACUCCAUCAUCUGCAUCCUGGGCCUGGUGGGCAACAGCCUGGUGAUCGUCACCUACGCCCUCUACAAGAGGACCAAGUCCAUGACGGACGUGUACCUGCUGAACGUGGCGGUGGCCGACCUGCUGUUCGUGGCCUCGCUGCCGCUCAUCGUCUACAACGAGCUGACGGCGUGGUCCAUGGGUCCGGUGGUGUGCAAGCUGCUGCGCGGCUCCUACAGCGUGAACCUGUACAGCGGCACGCUGCUGCUCGCCUGCAUCAGCAGCGACCGCUACGUGGCCAUCGUGCAGGCACGCCGCAGCUUCAGACUGCGCUCGCUGACCUACAGCCGCCUCAUCUGCGCCGCCGUGUGGGUGCUCGCAGUACUGCUGUCCGUGCCCUCCUUCUACUUCUACAGCCUGUACCAGCCGACCCACAGCAGGGACUUCUUCAUGGACGAGGAGGACGGGAACAGCACCGACAGCACAGAGUACGUCUGCGAGCUCAGGUUCAUGGACUCCACCGAGGCGUUGACCUCCAAGGUGGCGCUGCCCAGCAUGCAGCUGGCCGUGGGCUUCUUCCUGCCGCUGCUCGUCAUGGUCUUCUGCUACAGCGCCAUCGUGGGCACGCUGCUGAAGGCCAGGAACUUCCAGCGCCACAAGGCGGUGCGCGUGGUGCUGGCCGUGGUGGCUGUGUUCGUGGUCUGCCACCUGCCCUACAACCUCACGCUGCUGUACGACACCACCAGCAUGUUCAAUCUGCAGAGCUGCGAGGAUGUGGACUUCCUGAAGACAGCCAAGACGGUGACGCAGACCCUGGCCUACCUGCACUGCUGCCUGAACCCCGUGCUGUACGCCUUCGUCGGGGUGAAAUUCAGGAACCACUUCCAGAGGAUCGUGCAGGACCUGUGGUGCCUGGGGAAGAGGUACAUCCGGCCCCGGCGCUUCUCCAGGGUCACUUCCGAGAUCUACGUGUCCACCCGCCGCUCCGUGUCCAGUGAGAACGGCUCGUCCUUCACGAUGUGAGGACGCCGGGAACAUCUCCAGAGGUCCACUCUGAAAAUCCUCCGGUUCCCUAGAGGUUCUUCAUUAGGUUCCCCAUUGGCACUAUGAUGAGCACAGGCUUCAUCACGGACGAACCCGAGGGCUUUAACGCGAGACACAAACACCUGCUGCAUCUUUAAUCUUUCCUGACGUCUUCAGGACUUCCUAAAGUGAAAUCAACCUGAGAAGGAAACCCACAGCCGGGCGACGAACACAAAGAUUAAAGUUUCCUAAAAAUCAUCUGUUUACAUAAAAAAUGUACCAGCUGUUUUUUCAAACUGACCUCAGACUCUCUACUCAGCGUCCUGAAUAAACAAGACGAAUAUUUUAACACCACAACUUUUCAGUGAAUAAAAUAAAUACAGAAAAUGAUCUAAGAUCUAGUUUAUUAUCACUUUAUCCAUGUCAGGUUGAGCUGUCUGUAAACUCAGAGACGAGUCACACAUUUAUUAAGUCAGAAUUUUACAAUUUUCAGAAUGUCAGAAAAAAUACAGAAUUUUCAGAAAAAAUGCAGAAUUUUUUAUUUUCAAGAAAAAGUCAGAAUUGUCAGGAAAAAGUCAGAGUUUUUAGAUUUUCUGAAAAAAAUACAUAAUUUGAAAAUAUCCCAAACUUUCCGAUGGAAGUCAAAAUGGUCAGAUUCUCCGAAAAAAUACAUAAUUUUAAAAUUGUCUGAAUAUUCAGAAACACCUGGAAAAGCGCUCAACAGAAGGCGGUCCACUCAAACUUCAAAAGUCAUUAUUCUGUCUAACCUGAUCUGAUAUCCCAAGGGUUGCUUUCGGUUGUAAUCGGCAAGGAAAAGGAGGAGAUGUGAAAAAUAUGAAAUCACCUUAAACACCUAUGUAUUACUUGCAUUCAUCAUUUAUAGGGUGUUCAUGUAGUGUCUAUAUCAAAUGCAGAAGAAAGACACUUAUUUGAUAGGAUUUACUUUGAACUUGUUCUCUCGACCUCAAAACAAAGCUGUAUUCUGUCUGUUGUUUCAUAAAAUAAACUAUCUUCAAGAAGUAAA